Molecule: messenger RNA, 1677 nt
Organism: Mycena citricolor
Lineage: Eukaryota; Fungi; Basidiomycota; Agaricomycetes; Agaricales; Mycenaceae
Source: the annotation of a GenBank genome assembly
UGAUCGAGAGAGUAAGGCACCUGAUCGAUCUGAUCACCUUCACGGACUUGAGAGUGACCGAGUUACGACCGGUAAUACUUUUCUUCAGUCGCCGACACAGGAGGACAAUGUCCCUACAUUGAGCCGGCACUUCUGUCUUCUUUUUCUCAUUCUCUCUUGGUUCGGUUGCUAGAUGGACGAAUAUGGGUAUUCUCUCGAAGUCAAACUCACGGACGAGGAGUGGGAGCGAUACCUCGCACACAAACGUCGGUGGUGUCGGCUUCAGCCACUGAUUGAAACACGAGGCUACCGAAUAGCGAAGCAGUAUAACCCAGACACAGUGUCGGCAUGGAAAGAGCGGCCGAAGGGGUAUGUGGAUGAACCCAACUAUCCUCACCUGCUGGAGGGUGUACGCAUUUCUGACAAACGGCCUGUCAUGCUCAAGUUCACUCGCACUGAUCUUUGGGAGGCCCAAAUUUUUCAGGACCUCGCGUCCUUCCCGGACGCGGAUAAUCACACCAUUCCUUUAUACGACGUAAUCACGCCCCCACACGACCCAGACUCUCAAAUGCAGUGGUGUAUCGUCGUAACACCGCGGCUGACGGACUGUCGGGAAAGACAUUUCCGUACCCUCGAAGAUUUGGUGCAAUUCAUCACUCAGGUUAUCGAGGGUGUUUGCUUCAUGCACAGAUACAAUAUCGCCCAUACCGACGUGGCACGCACGAACAUAGUCUGGGACAAACGGCCCAUUGACGACGAUCCGUUGGAUCGUAAGGGCAAACCGAAAUCCAGAAGACCAACGGUCGCUCCUCGAAGAUAUUAUUUCAUCGACUUCGGGCUUGCCUGCGCGUUCCCGAGCUUUGAAGAACGAGGAAGGGUGCAAGGGCUAUGCGGGCAGCACAGAAAUAUACCCGAAUUAUCUGAGGAGGUGCCUUAUGACCCAUUUCCCCUAGACAUUAGACAAAUCGGAGAGAUGCUCACGAGAGAUUAUACCCAAGUAUAUGCCGAGCUAGAAUUUCUGGAACCUUGGAUUGCCCGACUUCGAGAUGAUGAUCCCACAAAACGACCGACGGCACCUGAAACAUUGGCCUAUUUUCAAAAUCUCGUAGCGUCCUUACCGGAAGAGAAACUGAAAGCCCAGGUUUAUGGGCGCAACGAAUGGCCGAAUGGGCGUCGCUUCAUGACGUACGCCGUCAUCAUCUGGUUCUUUGCAAACGCUGUCUUUUUGUGGUGGAAUUGGAAACGACUCACUACUCCUAUCGUACUCAUUUCAGACGACCUUUCUGGAUGAUGCCUCGUGCAACAAUCCGAACAAUGUAUACUAAUAGCACAUUUGUUGUAUUUAAUACACUAAUGCAUGACUUCAUUUGACCAAACUCCAAUUCAGCUCUUUUCCAGACCAGAAGGGCACUACCGUUCCCGGACCUUCACCGAACGUACCUUCCACGACCUCUGCCUUUCGCGCAAGUGUCACUUUGCCAGCUUGUGAAGUGAGCUCUCUGCGAUAGAAGCGACGUCCAAAGGCGCUUGUGAAGCCCUCCAGCUUAUCCAGAGCGUCAAAAGACUCUAGAAGGUGCGCGACUAGCGGCAGAAGAACUGGAGAUGUGUAUAUUCCUGCCGCACACCCGUGAUGCGGAGCGCUCGUCGACUUGGAUUCAUGCGGAUGGGGUGCCGAAUCAGAGCCCAAGAAGAAACGCG